GGAUGUGGCUCGCUCCUGUGUUCACACCUUGUGCUUGCACCAUAUUUAAUACAUGUUGAAAGGGUGUUGGUCAAACCGUUCCCCAGCGACACCACAAUGCUUGGAGCAAUUGGUACUACUGCCCCGCAUACAAGUUAGGUACAAUUUAUAAUCAUAUGUAGGUACGCCCCGAUUAGGCGUAGCCUCUUUGUCAAACACGCAUACUGGAACGUUAGACCAUGGAACAGGGCGGAAAGCCAGCAUCGGACAAGACAGCCUACUGGAAAUGUAUAGGCAAGGCAUUAUUCUGGCCAGUUAUAUUACUACUCCAAGCGAUAAAGAUCUACCUGUUGGGCUGCAUUUUUGUGUACGCUUCACGCAUUGGACGCGGUCUUCUAUGCGGCUUGUGCGUUUGCUGCUCAAUCACGUACAAGGAUAAGUCCUUCCCGCACAACCACACCUCCAUCGGCGAGUGGAAGGGCAAGAGCCCCGAAGAGAUUGACCGCGAAGUCCAAUGGCGGCGGCUAGGCGAAGUAGUGGCAGCAAGCAGCAGGACGGGGGCCAAGCUCUUCGCAGGCGCCAUCGAGCCGUCGGAUAUCUGCCAAGGGCAGCUGGGGGACUGCUGGCUGCUUUCCGCGUUGGCAUGCCUGGCCAACCAGGAAGGUGCCGUACAGCAGGUCUUUCUGACGAAAGAGUACAAUGAGUACGGCAAAUACAGAUUGCGGUUGUACGACGCGCCGAAGGAGGCCUGGGUAACGCUUACUGUGGACGACUGGAUCCCUUGCGGCUCCAACGGCCAGCCGUUGUUCGCCAAGCCCAACGGCGACGAGGCAUGGGUGCUGCUGCUGGAGAAGGCCAUGGCAAAGUUCAAGGGCAGCUAUGCCAAGCUGGACGGCGGGGUGAUGAUGUGGGCGUUGGAGUGUCUUACUGGGGACCACGUCUUCCGCUUCAACUUGAACCGCAAGACCGGCAAGUGGGAGCGAUGUGAGCUGGUCCACCACCCGAAGCCCGAGGGCGGCUACGACAUCCGGCUGCGACCAACGGACGAUGUGCUGGACUCGGAUGAGAUGUUUGCGAGCAUGCUGUUCUACAAUCGCAAGCGGAGUUUCAUUUCCGCCAGCACCGGCGGGGGUGACGACACGAAGGCCGUGAAUGGCAUCGUGCAGGGCCACGCCUACACCAUCUGCAACGUCAAGCUGGUGGACCGCUUUCAGCUGGUGCAGCUACGGAAUCCCUGGGGCACGUUUGAGUGGACGGGCGACUGGAGCGACCGCAGUCCCCUGUGGGAGCAGUUCGUCAAGGUGAAGCGCGCGCUGAACUUCAAGCCGGCGGACGACGGCACGUUCUGGAUGGAGUGGAAAGACGUCUACACCUACUACCAGUCCAUCGACUUUUGCGUCAGGACGACCGGCUUCGAGGAUAUCGCCUUGGACCUGCACGAGGAGCGGCCCUGCAGCGGCCCCAUGCUGGGCUGCUUGGAGGGCUGCUUCAGGUACUGGUUUUGUUGUUUGGGCGUACGCGCGCUGUUCUUCAGCCACAAGGCCCGGCGGUUUGAGCGCCCGGAGCCCUCCGGUUGUGCGGCCUGCUGAGGUUUUCGUGAGAGGAAAGUACGGGAGGCGAGGGAGCCAACAAGGCGACGGCUUGGCAACAGUCCAGACCUCAUUGUGUGGGCUUCAGGGGUCCACGAUUGAGUUGCAGAUUAUGGGUUUGCAUCAGUAAGAGCGCGUGAUAACCUGUUCAUUUGCUAAUAUUGUGCAUGGCGGUUUAGCGUGCGCAGGAGCGUACUUAGGUGAGUGUAAACGCAGCUUGCAUGUACUUCAUGCGACCCAUGGGUCAUGAUAUUUACUAAAUUACGUACGCGAGCGACAAAGCACGAAUCUCAGACAAGAUGAUGAGCGUGACAAACUGGAUACUAUGCGAGUAUGAAUGCUGUCGUAAAUUGAUGCAUGAGCUUGGCAUGCUUGGAGCUCGUGACUGGAUGGCCCGAAGCAUUUAUGGGAGGUCUUCUCUUUUUAAACCUUGAGGAUACAGAAAUGCCCUUAAUGAGGACGGUAAGUGCUGUGGUGAGAUCGCGUGUGAUAGGGUACAUGCUAGGGAGGUGCUUCGUAGGCCGGGUCUGGUGUUGUGAGCGAUGGGUUACACCGUACCUUAGCAAUUGCAGCUGUAGUGCUAUUGGAAAGCGCUCUUCCGCUUUGAACCUUCAUGUGCAGUGCCGCACAAUCCUUCUGGCCAGUUGUACCGAUUUUCGUACCCAAAUUACAUGUAUGUUAGGCAAGCCAACUCCAGGCACUCGUUUCGCCCCUCCGUCUCCCUCCUCUGGGCGUCCAAUGCCUAGUCUUCUUCUUCCAUUAGCAUGAGCGGCUCCCACAACCUUAUAGCACAAACGAGGGGCUGCAUCGACCAGAGACCAGUUCUGUCAAUUAGGUAUAACACCGUGCAUCCACCGUCUAGUCGAACAAUACGCAACAUGAUUUGUCUACUUCACUGCCAAUAUGCCAACCUCUCAUGGCAACCCUUCACGGUUUUAAUAACGUACUUCCAACGCGUUUGAUACGCACGGCGCAUUAGUUACCU
This is a messenger RNA of Astrephomene gubernaculifera, 2553 nucleotides long. Lineage: Eukaryota; Viridiplantae; Chlorophyta; Chlorophyceae; Chlamydomonadales; Astrephomenaceae. The record is from the annotation of a GenBank genome assembly.